UUUGACCAUCUUUCAGCUAGCUAACGAGUAACGACGUUCUCCAUGGACCAGCGCCACCACAGCCAAGCUCCCAGCCAUCGCAGCGGCGGGAGCGAGGUGGGCGAGCCGGCGCGGUCGCGUUGGGCGCCCAAGCCGGAGCAGAUCCUGAUCCUGGAGUCCAUCUUCAACAGCGGCAUGGUGAACCCGGCCAAGGACGAGACAGCGCGCAUACGCCGCCUCCUCGAGCGCUUCGGCACCGUCCGCGACGCCAACGUCUUCUAUUGGUUCCAGAAUCGCCGCUCUCGCUCCCGCCGACGCGCCCGCCAGCUCCAGCAGUCCGGCGGUGCCGGAGACAUGGCCCAGCUCUCCUCCAAUUCCGCCGCCGCCCACGGCUACCACGGAAUCGGCACUUCCCCAUUCAUCAUGCAGUACGGGCAGCUUUGCAGCGAAGUCUCAGCGGUGGCGGAGGCGUCCGUGCCAUCUGCGGCCACGGUCACCGCGGCGUCCCGUUUCUUGGCGGACGACGUCGACGGCGGAGACGAUCUCUUCGCCAUCCCCAGGCAAAUGGGACUCAUGGCACUCGGUGGCCACAACCGGUAUAGCUACACGGCUACCGAUACCCAACUGAGCUACCAACCAACUGGGACGAUGCAGGUGUUCAUCAAUGGCAUGGCGUACGAGGUGCCGAGCGCUGGCGCGUUGGACGUGGCAGGGACAUUCGGCCGUGACGCGAUUCUGGUGCACUCCUCCGGCGAGAUCCUCCCGGUGAACGAACACGGAGUCCUCAUGAAGAGCAUGCAGAUGGGGGAAUGCUACUAUCUGGUAAUUGCUAAUUUUGUUAUAUUUGUAGGUAUCCAGAUCGAUCUAAUUAAUCAGCUGCAUAUCUAG
Molecule: messenger RNA, 867 nt
Organism: Lolium rigidum
Lineage: Eukaryota; Viridiplantae; Streptophyta; Magnoliopsida; Poales; Poaceae
Product: WUSCHEL-related homeobox 10-like
Exons: 3
Coding region: 43-867 (274 amino acids)
Biological process (GO): adventitious root development
Molecular function (GO): DNA-binding transcription factor activity; DNA binding
Source: RefSeq, a predicted model, not a curated record